Parathielavia appendiculata is the source of this 1913-nucleotide messenger RNA. Its product is annotated as acid protease. Bases 243 to 1523 code for a protein of 426 amino acids. Gene Ontology annotation, biological process: proteolysis. The transcript has 2 exons. The record is from RefSeq and is a predicted model, not a curated record. Gene Ontology annotation, molecular function: aspartic-type endopeptidase activity. NCBI's taxonomy places the organism in Eukaryota, Fungi, Ascomycota, Sordariomycetes, Sordariales, Chaetomiaceae.
GAGCAUGUUUUUGAACUUGGAACCAUGCGCUCCCUUCUUCUCCUUUCUUCUUGACUUUGCCUUGCGGCUGCCACUCGUUUGUGGUUGACUGUCAAUGUCCUUUCCGUUGCUUGCUCACGCUCUUUCCUGGCUUCAGUCAAGGACUUUUCAUCUCACCCUGGCGCCGUACUCAUCCCCGAGAGCUCAUUGUUUAGUCUCACUGCACCCUCUUCUUCAUCGACCAGACUAGACACUUAGAAACCAUGUCACUUCUUUUUCUUUCACUCCUUCUGUUCGUGCUGUGGGCGCAACCCACGCCAGCAGCACCGUCCACCAUUCAGAAACACUCAUUCAAGGUGGACCGUGUCCGGAAUCCAGACUUCAAACGCCGCAAUGUACCCAGGGAGCUUUCGAGAGCAUACCAGAAAUACCGCAUGCCCAUUCCCCAGGACUUAUUGCUUUCCCUAGAUGACGGGCUCCAGGUUGAUUCGCAGACCGAUCGGGAGGCUUUGAAUGCGCUUGACCUAGCACACCUGGAUUCUCCUCUUCCACAAGGCGCCAAGAACACCAUCGGCAAAGUGUGGGCAACCCCGGUCAACGAAGGCAUCGAGUACAUCUCGCCCGUCAGCAUCGGCGACCAGACUCUCAAUAUGGCGCUUGACUCCGGCUCGGCCGACCUCUGGGUGUUCAGCACUGAGCUUCCAGCACUCUCCACGGUUGCCCACCAGGCGUACAACCCCUCGCUUUCACCCACCUUCAAGAGGAUAAACGGCCAUAACUUCUCCAUUACCUACGGCGACGGCACCAGCGCUUCUGGAUAUGUAGGUACGGACACGGUCGAUGUGGGCGGCGUCGCGGUUACAGACCAGGCUGUCCAGUUGGCAACGUACGUCUCAAGCGCCUUCUUGCGAGACUCCUAUCUCGGCGGUGUGCUCGGCCUCGGCUUCUCGCAGCUCAGCUCAGUCAAACCGGUGAAGCCAGAGUCGUUUUUUGAGAACGUUAUGCCUUCGCUUGCCCAACCGCUCUUUACCGUCGACCUCCGCAAGGACGCUGUCGGAUCCUUUGAAUUUGGCUUCGUCGACAACAGCAAGUAUUCGGGCAUGCUUGCCUGGAUCCGAGCCAAUACUACCAAGGGCUUCUGGCAAGUGUCUACGGCAGGGUUCACGGUCGGGAAUAACCGGACGCGGUUACGGCCCGCCCAGGCCAUCAUCGACACUGGCACGACGCUAAUGCUGGUAUCGGUGAAGAUGGCUGAUGGGUACUACCGCCAUGUCCCCGGAGCGCGGCGGAGUCGCGCGGCAGGCGGCGUGACCUUCCCUUGCAACACCACCUUGCCAGACUUUGUGGUCGAUGUCGGCGGCGCCUAUGCUGCUCGGAUCCGAGGAAGUGACAUCAACGUUGGGUGGUUCCAGGACGGCAUGUGCUUUGGCGGCAUCCAACCCACCGCCUGGCCGUUCCAGGUCUGGGGCGACGUCUUCUUCAGGUCGCAGUUUGUUGUCUUCCAUGGGGGCAACCGCUCGCUGGGCAUGGCGAGCCAUGACUAGACUUUGCCAGACCCUCCUCAACCCGAGCCUCCCGAGCCUCCUUACGCGGCCGUCUCCAAGUCAUAUAUCUGUUUAUCGAGCAGCGAAGCAAUUUAUAGCCAAUAGAGCGUUGAAGAAUACAAAUACAGACUCCGGUCCGGCCACGAGCGGUGCGAGGAGUCUUCGCCAAGCGCUCUUUUAAUGCCAAUUUCGCGCUGCCGCUGCUGCGAUAGCCAAGUGACGUACGGCAUUGACAAUUCCGAAAGCCCUUUACACAAGUCCUUUACAAGCCCUUUACAGAUCUUGGUAUAUCGGUAUUAGCGAGCAAGUUUGCGGGGUCCUCCUGGCUAGUCGACGGGAAGUGGCGGGAGGAUAUGCACCGCCUAAUUAAGGACGGGCAAUGCGGCCCGG